Chinchilla lanigera (long-tailed chinchilla) is the source of this 2553-nucleotide messenger RNA. It is a transcript of the gene Rgs18, whose product is annotated as regulator of G-protein signaling 18. The transcript is spliced from 5 exons. The coding region runs from base 219 to 926 and encodes 235 amino acids. NCBI's taxonomy places the organism in Eukaryota, Metazoa, Chordata, Mammalia, Rodentia, Chinchillidae. The record is from RefSeq and is a predicted model, not a curated record.
UCUACAUUUCUGCACGGACAGAAACACAGCUUUUGACGUGUGUGUGUGUGUGUGUGUGUGUGUGUGAGUGUGUGUGUGUGUCUGUGUGUGUGCAUUGCUGAUAGAGUUGAGACAGCUUUUUCUUCUGCCAUGUAUAACUAUAACUAUGAUAUAGCAUUAACCCAUACACUAGAGAACAAUGUAAUAAAUUAGAUAUCUCCUUAUUUUGGAGGGAGAAAAUGGAAACAUCCUUAGUUUUCUUUUCUCACUUAAAUAUGUGUGAAUCAAAAGAAAAAACUUUCUUCAAGCUAAUGCAUGGUACAGAAAAAGAAGAAACAAGCAAAGAAGCCAAAAACAGAGCUAAGGAAAAAAGAAACAGGCUAAGUCUUCUUGUUCAGAAAGCUGAGUUACAUGAAGAGACCCACUCCAGUAGAUCUCGGCCCUUGGCCAGAGAAACAAGUGUCUCUCCUGAAGAAGCAGUGAAAUGGGGGGAAUCCUUUGACAAGCUGCUUUGCCAUAGAGAUGGACUGGAUGCUUUUACCAGAUUUCUUAAAACUGAAUUCAGUGAGGAAAACAUUGAAUUUUGGAUAGCCUGUGAAGAUUUCAAGAAAAGCAAGGAACCUCAACAAAUAAUCCUUAAAGCAAAAGCAAUAUAUGAGAAAUUUAUACAGAACGAUGCUCCACAAGAGGUGAAUCUUGAUUUUCACACCAAAGAAGUCAUCACUAAGAGUAUCACUCAUCCCACACUCCACAGUUUCGAUGCUGCACAAAGCAGAGUGUAUCAGCUCAUGGAACAAGACAGCUAUACACGAUUUCUGAAGUCUGAUAUCUAUUUAGACUUGAUAGAGGGAAGACCUAAGAGACCAACAAAUCUUAGGAGACGAUCACGCUCAUUUACCUGUAAUGAAUUCCAAGAUGUGAAAUCCGAUGUCGCCAUCUGGUUAUAAGUAAAGUUGAUUUUGCUCAUUUUGAUGGUAAACUUGUAGAUCUUCUAUGACGUGGCACGUUUAUGUUAAGAAAUGAUUACAUUUUUAAAAGUGAAAUAUAACAUGUGAAAUGAUUUAAAAAUGUAAACCCAAGCUUUUAUCUAAGAAAUACAUGCUGUAUCUUCCAAUAUAUUCUGUAAUUUAAAAACUUUCCAUUUGAUAUCUUUCCAAUCAUAAUCAGAAAACUCAUUCCUAGUUAAAAGGCAGUACAUAAGCCUUGAAAUUGAAUGUUUUAUAAGAUUGUGAAGUAAAGAUUAAGUUUUUGCAAAACUGCCAUAAGUUUGAUCAAAUAUCUAAUAUGGGUAUUUUUUCCUAGGUAUAAACAACAGCACUUAUAUAUCCAUGUGUUCAGACAGCGUUUUCCAUAGUGAUGAAUACUCUUUACCUCAAUAAUAAUGUAGAUGUAAUCCAGUUGUUACGAUUGCAAGGAUGAACAUUGGUACUAAUACCGGCUCAAGAACACAAAUAUGUCACUUUUACUAUUACACCAGCAAAGGGAACUUUUACAAAGUCACAUAUGUCUAUAAGGGACUUCCAGGUUAAAUAUAGUCUAGGUUGAUAAGUGAGCAUGAACUCCUUCUGGAAUGAGUAUGGGCUUGUCCAGGUGCAUGUUAGCAUUUCCUCUGGUUACACAAUCAGAUUGUGCAAAUCUCCAGGUUGGGACUAAGUGAAGUAUAUCCUCAUCUGCUAGAUGAAGUUGCUAUUGAAAUAGUAGACAAUAUGCUUCGAAUGAGGAAGACAUUUUUGCUAGGACUAAACAGGUCUCAUGUUUGUACUUCUAAAUUUGGGGAAGAAUUUAGAAUUGAGAAGAAGUAAUGGAGAAAGGAAUUUAAGGUCUUAGAAAUUCAGGCAUCUGCCACAUUUUAUCAUACUCACAACAUAUUAUUACAUUAAUUAUAUUAUCAUUAUAAAUCUGAAUUAAUACUGUUAUUCAACCAAAAUUAUAUUAAUGAGCAUAUUUGUGUUUAUUUUAUGGAGAUAUUUAAUUUUAAAUCUAUAUUACACAGUCUGUAAAUAUCUAUAUUUAAAGAUACUACACAUUUGGCUUUGGUAAAUGUCAUUUAAAUUGAAAUACAAAAUGAAAAAUUUGAUCAUCUAAAAUAAUAAAGAUUUUAAAAUUUGUUAUUCAUACAGUUAAGUUUAUUUGGCAGUAAACCCUCCUCUAAUUAUUGAUUAUCCCUAUUAUCAAAUAAGGAAUAACCAUUUUUCAUAGAAUGAUAGUGAGAUAGUAUUAAUUGAGGCACUGUCAUUUAUUUUGAUGUAAGCUUAACACUUUAUAAUGUUGUUAAUAGAAAAACAGUGUUUCAUACAUUUUUAAGGUCAACUAAGAAAGUGAUUUUUCUUUAUCCAAUAUGGAUACUAUUCUGUGGCAAUCUCACUUUAUAAGAUGUGUUUUAUGAGCUGAAUCAGCAUUCGGUGUAUGCUUUCUGGUUUCAUCACAAAAAAUGUGGACUGAUUUUAGCAGUGUUGAUCUGGGAACAUACACAUUAUAUACAUACAUAGAUAUAAUACAGUCUUUCUAUUUGUAAUACUUUUCAAAAUCAUCCAACUUUAAAAGUAUAAUAAAAUAAUUACAAAUAUUUUUCAA